AUGCAUCAAAAUGCCACCGGCGACCGCUCCGGUAACAUCGAUAUCGAAAAGAUGGACAGACCAAGCUCGCCUGAUGCCUCGAUAGAUCCUGGUAUUCACACCAGCGAUGUUUCGAGGUUGUCGAUAUCUGGCGGCGGUAACUUGUCUCUUGACGAUGUACAAGCUGUCCAUGUCCAGCUUCACGAACUGGCCGUCUCAGUUGACACAGCGCCGUCAUGGCUCGCCCCUUCGACCUACGGAGAUCUGUUCUCGUCAAAAUUCAGCACUGCUCCGAAAAUGAAAGCCCUGCUUCAUUCAGUAAACGCGGAUCUGCGACCAGGAACACUAACAGCCAUCAUUGGAGGCAGCGGCUCAGGCAAGACGACGUUGCUCAACACGGUAGCAGAAAGAGUUUUGAGUUCCAGGCUAAGCCAACAGGGUAUCGCCACCUUUAACGGUAAGGUUGGAGUGCAUAGCGUGCGCCAUGCCUAUGUUAUGCAGCAAGAUAUCCUGCUGCCAACUCUGACUGUUAGGGAGACUCUGCGGUACUCGGCCGACUUGCGACUCCCGCCUUCAACCACGGCCGAAGAACGCCAGAGGGUUGUUGAGGAAGUUAUUCUUGAACUAGGUCUUAAAGAAUGCGCCGACACACGCAUCGGGAAUUCCCAACAUCACGGAUGUUCAGGUGGUGAGAAGCGACGUACGAGUAUUGGUGUUCAACUGCUGGCCAAUCCGUCUGUCCUUUUCCUCGACGAACCCACCACCGGCCUUGACGCAACGAGCGCGUACCAGCUUGUACGAACACUCAAGACGCUUGCGCAAAAGGGGCGCACGAUCGUCACAACCAUCCACCAACCUCGGUCUGAAAUCUGGGAUCUCUUCGACAACUUGAUCGUUCUAACAAAGGGAAGCCCUGUCUUUUCAGGGGCUGUCAAGGAUGCCGUCCCGUGGUUCAGCGAGCUGGGCUUCCAACUGCCCCCUUUUGUCAACCCUGCUGAGUUCAUCAUCGAUAUUGCCGCUGUUGACAACCGAACACCCGAGUUGGAGCAGGAAACAACAGCCAAGGUCGAGCGUUUGAAGAGUGCUUGGAGUCAGGAGACGUUGAAGCGAUACCAACCGCUCGAUAACUCGAUUGAUGUUGGUGAUGGAAAGAAAAAGAAGGAUAAGAGACCUGAAGAACAUGCAGGCUUUUUACGACAACUCACCGUUCUCACCGAUCGUACGCUUAAAGUCACAUAUCGAGACCCCCUCGGUAUGGCAGCUUCUAUCACCGAAGCUGUCUUCAUGGGCCUGGUAUCUGGAUACAUGUUCUACGACCUCGGCCGCGACCAAGCCGGUAUUCGAUCUCGCCAGGGUGGUCUAUACACCGCCGCCGGUCUUCAAGGCUACCUCAUCCUCAUCUUCGAAGUGUACCGUAUGACCUUCGACAUCCCAACAUUCGACCGCGAGAACUCAGAGGGUUGUGUCGAUGCUCUACCGUUUGUCCUCUCGAGACGAAUCGCCCGCAUGAUCACCGAAGAUGUAACAGCGCCUUUCCUCUUCUCCGUGAUUUUCUACUUCAUGGCUGGAUUUGAGCGCGAUGUCGAACGGUUCUUUAUCUUUUUCGCUGUCACUCUGUUGAAUCAGUACAUUGCUGUUACGUGUGCUAUGACCUGUGUUGCGACGGUUAGACACUUCGCUGGAGCAAGUGUGAUCGCCAACUUGAUCUUUACUUUGCAGAGUAUGGCUUGUGGCAUGUUCAUCAACGUGAACAGUCUGCCAGUUUAUGUCCGCUGGCUGAAGUGGCUCACUUACACGUUCUACGUCUUUAGUGCAUAUGCAGGAAACGAAUUUGAAGGAAGCUUUUACGAUUGUCCUUAUUCGGGUGGAGAGUCUGAUCCGAGAUGCAAGCAGUACACCGGAGCGUACGUGAUGUCUUCCCUGGGAUUUCCCAAAGAUUGGGUUGCCAAACCUAUUCUCGUGCUCCUUGCCUUUGUCAUUUUAUUCAUUGUGCUAUCAGUCAUCGGACUGCAUAUCAUCAAAGUCGAGAUGACGAUUGCUCGCGCUCGUGUGUCGGAUACAGAUCUUUCGGCGGGUAAGGAGAAGAUGACUGCACGUUCUGUUGCCGAUGUACGCGCUAUUGACUUGGAGCUCGAUCAAUUCUCAUUGGCUCUGGACAAGAGAUCACAAAGAGGGAAGAAGCUGCCCACCAAGAUCAUCCUAAACCCCAUCACGGCGGCGUUUAGUGCUGGAGUACUGAACGUAAUCAUGGGACCUUCAGGAAGUGGAAAGACGUCCCUGCUCAACUCAAUGGCCCUGCGACUACGCAAUUCUGUGGGAACAAAGUAUCGACCAGCGGGUAAACUGACCUUCAAUGGUGCUGUCCCUUCAGAUUCGGUUAUUCGAUCGGUGUGUUCUUAUGUCUGUCAGGAUGACGACGCACUGCUGCCAUCCCUUACGGUCCGCGAGACACUUCGGUUUGCAGCUGGGCUUCGAUUGCCGUCGUUUAUGAGUAAAGAGGAAAAGAACCGUCGAGCAGAAGAUGUUCUCCUGAAGAUGGGCUUGAAAGAUUGUGCUGAUAACCUGGUUGGCGGUGAACUUGUGAAGGGUAUCUCUGGAGGAGAGAAACGCCGAGUAUCUAUCGCAGUCCAGGUCCUUACUGAUCCUCGCAUUCUACUUCUGGACGAACCGACAUCGGGACUUGAUGCUUUUACUGCAAACUCUAUCAUGGAAGUGCUUCAGGGUCUGGCUAAUGAAGGCCGCACACUGAUUCUUACAAUCCAUCAAGCUCGACCUGAUCUGUUUAGGGAGUUUGGAAACGUACUUCUUCUGGCACGAGGUGGCUCACAGGUUUACUCUGGUGCUGGAAAGGACAUGCUUGGAUAUCUUGCACGUCAUGGCUAUGAGUGUCCUCAGCAUACAAACCCCGCGGACUUUGCCUUGGAUAUGAUUACUAUCGAUCUACAGCAGGAGGGCAAAGAGUUGGAGUCGCGGAAGCGAGUGCAGCUUUUGAUCGACCAUUGGAAAGAGGAGGAUUCAUCGACGAAGAGAGGAGGCCUUGCUGAUAUUAAAGAGAAGGAUGAAGUCCAGCCGGAUCCUACCAACCAAACAGACAUGUCCAUUGCUUCCCCAAAGGAUACAACUCUUCCACCAUCGUCAACACCACAGCGUCGAUCCUUCAACAAAGCCAACCUCUCUACCCCCGCCGAACUAGGAGCCCUCAUCCGCAAACGCGCCCCCAUCACAACAGCCCUCCCCCUUCUUCUCCACCGCGCCUGUAUCAACACCUACCGCCAACCAGAGCUCAUCAUCGCUCGUCUCAUGCAAGUCAUCGGUCUCGCUCUUGUUCUGGCGUUAUUCUUUGCACCCUUCGACAACGAUUACUACUCCGUCCAGAACCGGAUGGGUUUUGUGCAGGAGAUUGGUGCGUUCUACUUUGUGGGAAUGCUGCAGAACACAGCUAUCUAUCCGAAUGAGCGCGAUGUGUUCUACAGAGAGGAUGACGAUGGUGUUUAUAGCGUUGAUGCUUUCCUCGCUGCGUACACUAUCCUUGAAGUGCCCUUUGAGGUUAUAAGCUGCAUGAUCUUUGGCGUCCUGGGUGUUAUUGCAGUGGAUCUUCCCCGAACGGCAACACUCUACUUCGUCUCUGUAUUCGCCUGCUUUGGCAUUGUAUCCUGUGGCGAGAGUCUUGGAAUCAUGUUCAACACACUCUUCGGACACACCGGUUUCGCCGUCAACAUCAUGGGCGUGUUCCUCGCGCUCGCAAACACAAUGGCUGGUAUCCUCUCCAUCGAUAUGCCGGACCUCUUCAAAGCCUUCAACUACCUCUCGCCUAUCCGGUACGGCACACGUGCUGUGGCGCCGUAUUCACUACGCGGUCUUACCUUUACGUGCAACGAUGACCAGAGACUAGCGAACGGGAAGUGUCCGAUCGAGACGGGGCAGGAUGUGCUAGAGCUGUAUAACUUCGAUGUCGAUCCUGUGGUUAACGUGGCGUGCUUGGCGGCUUGUGUGGUAGUUUAUAGACUUCUUGCUUGGGGACUGUUAAGGAUUGCGAGGACGCAUUGGAAGGGGAGGAAGAAGGAGAGGGAAAAUAAGUGA
Molecule: messenger RNA, 4059 nt
Organism: Fusarium sp. VM40
Lineage: Eukaryota; Fungi; Ascomycota; Sordariomycetes; Hypocreales; Nectriaceae
Source: the annotation of a GenBank genome assembly